Messenger RNA from Oryzias latipes (Japanese medaka), 1988 nucleotides. Its product is annotated as serine/threonine-protein phosphatase 4 catalytic subunit B. Gene Ontology annotation, molecular function: protein serine/threonine phosphatase activity. The record is from RefSeq and is a predicted model, not a curated record. NCBI's taxonomy places the organism in Eukaryota, Metazoa, Chordata, Actinopteri, Beloniformes, Adrianichthyidae.
CGUUUGGGGAAAAUGCCGUUUCCGUGCCCGUGUGUGACGCAGCCUCUAGAUCUAAUCAAUGAUUAUUAUUAUUAUUAUUAUUUAUUUAUUUAUUUUUAACGGACACUUCGGGGGGGUUUGAACAGCCAGACCGGAUCAGCAGGUGGUUGUUCUGUAACGCUCCGUCUGGUCCGUGCGCGGCGCGCGCGCCCUUCACCGGAACUUCCCGUCGUCGUUGUUGAUGAGAGCAGCAGAAGCCGACCGGCACGGACGAUACCGGGGAAAGAGCCGGUGAAGCAGCGGCCUCACACCCGCAGAGCCAUCCAAUGACGCAUCGGCGUUCGUCCCAACACACCGGUCAAUAAGACUCAACGCCACCACGGAGAUCGGUCUUUCCGAGACUAGAGCCCUUCCGCCCGGACAGACAGAGAGACGUCACUGUGGCAACAGCCGAGACAGGAACGUGACCUGCAGGGAAUUUCAGCUGGAAGAAGCGCGUGAGAACCAGCGCGAGGAGGUCUCUAUGUGCGUGACAAUGGGAGACAUCAGUGACCUGGACCGGCAGAUAGAGCAGCUGCGAAGAUGUGAGCUGAUCAAGGAGAACGAAGUCAAAGCGCUGUGCGCCAAAGCCAGAGAAAUCCUGGUUGAAGAGAGUAACGUUCAGAGAGUAGACUCUCCAGUCACUGUUUGUGGUGAUAUACACGGUCAGUUCUAUGACCUGAAAGAACUCUUCAGAGUGGGGGGAGAUGUCCCAGAGACCAAUUAUCUCUUCAUGGGGGACUUUGUGGACAGAGGCUUCUACAGCGUGGAGACUUUCCUUCUGCUGCUGGCCCUCAAGGUGCGUUAUCCAGACAGGAUCACUUUGAUCCGGGGAAACCACGAGUCCAGGCAGAUCACACAGGUCUAUGGCUUCUACGAUGAGUGCCUCCGCAAGUACGGCUCUGUGACGGUGUGGAGAUACUGCACCGAGAUAUUCGACUACCUGUCGCUCUCUGCCAUCAUCGAUGGAAAGAUCUUCUGUGUGCACGGAGGGCUGUCCCCCUCCAUCCAAACACUGGACCAGAUCCGGACCAUUGACAGGAAACAGGAAGUGCCUCACGAUGGGCCCAUGUGUGACCUUCUGUGGUCAGACCCUGAAGACACCACCGGGUGGGGGGUCAGUCCCAGAGGGGCUGGAUAUCUGUUCGGGAGCGACGUGGUGGCUCAGUUCAACGCCGCCAACGACAUCCACAUGAUUUGUCGAGCGCACCAGCUGGUCAUGGAGGGCUACAAGUGGCACUUCAACGAGACUGUGCUCACCGUGUGGUCCGCACCCAACUACUGCUACAGGUGUGGAAACGUUGCGGCCAUCUUGGAGCUGGAUGAGCAUCUACAGCGGGAGUUCAUCAUAUUUGAAGCAGCGCCACAGGAGACCAGAGGCAUCCCCUCCAAGAAGCCCGUCGCCGACUAUUUCCUGUAGAGCUCCAGGCCAGCAGCCAUAAGGCGCCGCCAUUCUAGUUCCAGUUCUCCCCGGCGCCUCCGGCCUCCUGCUGCUCCCCGACAGCGGCGUCCGUCUGAACUCAAAGCAGUCCGGAGGCCUGCUGGCUCCUGUGGAGCGGCCUGGAUGUGGCCUCCAUCUGUCCUGCUCUGUAGACACAACUUCCAGCCCGACUCCGCCUCUCUGCUCCUCUUUUUUUUAUUCAGACCAUUUCUUUUAGUUUCAGUUGGAAAACCGUAACUUCUCUCUUUGUUCAAAGAUACGCAGCUGUGCAAAGUUUUAUGAUUUUAAUGAAUUCCUUUAAUGCAUAUUAUGUUGUCUCUGUACAGUUAUUGCUGCAAGAUUCCAGUGACCCCCCCCCCCCCCCAUAUGUCACAUGACUCGCUAUCUACCAUUCAGAACGCUGCUGUGAAUAAACUCCUGAAGGACGACUCAGCAGGAAGCUCUUCUCACAUCCGUUUCCACUCUUCCUUCCUUUUAACCCGUCUGUCGAUUUUGAUAUUGUGAGAAUAAAGUUUUGUACCAAUGCUGA